CAAACCCUACUCCGGCUUCUUUCACCAUUCCAAGCUCCCAUUUCCGCUUCUUGCAACGUCAGCUCCGGGACCUCCCCGUGCGGCUGCGCGGCGCAAUGGCUCAUGGGCCGUGUAGUCCAGCGGUCUCCCUGCCUCCCAUUACGCAUUGCGGCAGGAACCUCCCGGCGACGGGAGCGGGCCGAUCCCAUUUGCACCAAUCAGAUCCCGCUUACGCGAGUGCGCGCGGAUAUUGAACUUCCCGCCGCAGUGUGGCGCCGAAACGGAGCGGGUUGAUGUCAGGCGGUCUUUCAGGAGGGUGAAUCUCGCAUGGCGGCAUGUAGUGUCUGAACCAUGCGUCGGGAGGACAGAGGCUGCAGCUCUGCUACGUUGACUUGGAGCUGGGACUCUGUGGAAACGGACUCAUUGAUGACCGUGAUGGGUGUCCGUCUGAUUGAGGACAACGUGAAUGCUGCAGGGGAGGACGCUAAUCACUCUCCUCCCAACAAACGGCCCAGGCCCUGCCAAGGGAAGGAGAACCAGCCACACAGCUUCCUGGUGUCAAGGAGGUUUCGCAAGGCAGACUGUUCAUCAGGUGUGAGCCGGUCCUGGGAGGAGCUGCCCGAUGAGCUGCUGUUGGUUAUUUUUCACUCUCUGUCAAUGCCUCAGUUGUUGAAGGUUUCGCAGGUCAGCAGGCGAUGGCAUCGACUGGCGUUUGACAAGUCCCUGUGGUACAGUGUGGAUCUGAGCAAGGCAAGUCUGCCCUCGGGCACUCUGGGCCGAGUGUUGGGGGCUGGAGUGGUGGUCCUCAGGAGUCCUCGCUCCUUCCUUGGAGACCCCAUGUUCAAGGAUGACAGAGUGCUCCCUCUGCAGCAGCUCGACCUGUCUCACUGUGUGACCAGCUCCUCUGCCAUCCUGCAAAUCCUGCGGCGCUGCCACCAGCUCCUGGGGCUCAGUCUGGAGGGGCUGUUGCUGUCCGACGAUGUCAUCAGGGCUGUUGGCCACAGCGAGAAACUGCUCCGGCUCAAUCUCUCCAGCUGUUCCCGGUUUGGGUCUGACUCCCUCAACCAGAUGUUGAACAGCUGUCCCAGGCUGGAUGAGCUGAAUGUCUCAUGGUGUGAGUUUGGGCUGGAGCAUAUACAGGUGCUGGUCACACACGUACCCAGCACCGUGACACAGCUCAACAUCAGUGGCCACAGGCACUGCCUCCGGAAUGCUGAUGUGGAGGUUCUGUGCCAGCGAUGUCCACAGAUCACCAACCUGGACAUGAGUGACAGCACGAUGCUCACGCCGGAAUGUUUCCCUGCUCUCCGUCAACUCUCUCACCUCCAGCACCUGGGCCUCAGCAGAUGCCAUGAGAUCCCUCCAGCAGCUCUUGUGGAGCUGAGGGAGAUCAUCUCCCUGAAAACGCUGAGUAUUUAUGGGCUGGUACGAGACUCCACACUCAACGUGAAGGAGCUGAUUCCUCAGAUUAAGAUCAACGCCUUUCCUCUGACAAGCAUCGCUCGGCCAACUCCAGGCCAUGGCAAAAGUCGGACCAUCUGGGGCAUUACCUGUAGGCUGGAGAUGCGCACCCUCUGAGCACUUGGACCAUUCUAACGCACACUACAGCAGAGAUCCCAGGGCCUGGGAUUGGCUCCCAUGUUUGAUGGGAUGGAUGCCACCUGGACAGAGUAGCAGGAGCUUGUGUUAACCAGGAAUUGGGAAGUAAAAGGUUGUACAGGAGCUACCGAAGCAGGCAACUGAAACUUGACAGGGACUACAAGGCACAGGUAGUGUAGGUGCCGAGUUCUGCGAGAAGCCCAACGUACAGGACAGGGUGAGAGAGCACACAGCUGUCACCGGAAUGGAGUUGGAGAAAAGAUCUGUCCUGUGUCGUGAAUGAGCACCGUGCCUGCACUGUCAGCCCCUCGUGUACAGACUGCAGUGGUUACAGUUCCUGUUUCAUAUGUAAGUCAAUAAACACAUGGAAUGUUUGUUUAUCUGUGGAAGAAAUGUGGCAUUAAGUAGUUCUUCCCUCCCUAGUCUGGGAGGGAAGAGGAGGGUAUGGUGUCAGUGGUCCAGACUGUGGGACACUGGAAGUAGAAACUGAAUUAUAGUCAUAGAGCACUGCAGCACAGAAACAGACCUUCAGAACAUCUAGUCUAUGCCCACCUAUUAAUCUGCCUCGUCUCACCCACCCUCACCUGGUCCAAAUCCCUCCCAGCAA
This is a messenger RNA of Hypanus sabinus (Atlantic stingray), 2185 nucleotides long. Its product is annotated as S-phase kinase-associated protein 2-like. Gene Ontology annotation, molecular function: protein binding. Lineage: Eukaryota; Metazoa; Chordata; Chondrichthyes; Myliobatiformes; Dasyatidae. The transcript has 11 exons. The record is from RefSeq and is a predicted model, not a curated record. The coding region runs from base 331 to 1557 and encodes 408 amino acids.